This is a messenger RNA of Acanthoscelides obtectus, 695 nucleotides long. Lineage: Eukaryota; Metazoa; Arthropoda; Insecta; Coleoptera; Chrysomelidae. The record is from the annotation of a GenBank genome assembly.
GGAAUCGGCUGCGGCAGGCUUAUUACGUGAAAAUUUCCAACUCUGGUCGGUGAGCAACCGACCACCAACCGACUUGCGACCGAUUGUCGACCGACCGAAAAAUUCGUAUUCGCUAACGCAGUUGGCAACCGGUUGCCCAACUGUCAUUGAAUGCAAUUUGAAUGCAGUUUUUGCAACCGAAACAGCGCCACUAGCAAUCUAGUAGCAACCGGUGGAGCUAAAGUGACAUACAUUUAUGAUGAUAAACAAUCGUCGUGUUUAUAAAUCGAAAAACAAAUAAAUACAUUGUGGAUCGUGAUUGUGAAUUUAAAAUUAACUAUGGGACCUAGUUUUGUUGAAAAUUGGACACUUCUAGAUGACUGCUUGUUCAUUAAAGGCUGCAAAUGUAUCAGAAAACGUGAACAUAGUGUUUAUUUGUGUUUGAGAUUUUGUCUGACUAGGAGAAAUUCAUCCUAAUUUAGCUAAGGACAGUGUUGGGCUUGGAGGGAGAUCAAAGGAGACAAUUAAUAGAAAGUGGGACAAAUUAGCGAUAUGUCUGAAUUCUCAUGGAUCUGGAGCUACAAAAAAUGGACAAUGCUGGAGAAGGGUGAGUUUAUGUUACAUUUUGUUAUUCAUCCUUUUGUCAUGGCUAAUUCAUAAUUUUUAUAAUUGUGCUGAAUCUUAUUUUUCAUUAUAAGAUUACAACCUUUUGCUAU